ACUCGAAGAAGCAAGUUAAGUAGCAGACGACCAGCCUGGACUUGUGCAUUGUAUAUUUAUCUGUUGGGCCGUAAGUUUGUAAGAAACAUUUCUAGUACUAUCAACACAGGCUGUCCAACACAACAGAAGAUUCUUGGGAAGGACAAGAUGCCACUUAUAGAGGAACUCACCGCAGAAAUUGAAUCCAAUCAGACACCAUCACUUGGGACCAGGAUUGAAAUAGAAACUAUCACAGACUCCAAUAAAGAAGAAAACACGCCAUCUGAUAAAGAACUCUGCUUGGAGGAGAACGACAAGGAAAACAAAGACAAACUAAAUGUGAAAACAGCCAUGGAUUCUAAUCAUAAAAGUGAAAAAGGUGCUGGGGACCAGGAGAAUGCUAAAAACGUUGACAUGACAAAGAAUGACAAGAAACCAGAAGGACCAAGGCUCACAGCCAAAUUUUUGAGACAACAUUGUAAGGAUAUGAAACUGUAUACAACUCCAGAGCUAAAUGAUGUACUUUAUCUGCAUUACAAAGGUUUGUCAAAGAUAGAAUGCUUGGAAGCAUACACAGGAUUGAAAUGUCUGUGGCUGGAAUGCAAUGGCUUGACAAAGAUUGAAAACCUAAAUUGUCAGAAGAAGUUGCGAUGUCUCUACCUGCAGCAGAAUCUAAUCAGAAAAAUAGAGAACUUGGAAGACUUGGAGAUUCUUGAUACCCUCAAUGUUAGCAACAAUUCAGUAGAGAAGAUUGAAAACAUAUCUUGUCUGAAGGUGCUGCACACUCUACAGAUAUCACACAAUAAGCUAUCCAGUGUGGAGUCAGUAAGUCAUCUGGCUAAGUGUGAGAGCAUCAGUGUUCUAGACCUGUCUCACAAUAAACUAGAGGACCCUGCAAUCAUUGAUGUCCUGGCCAAAAUGCCACAACUGAGAGUGUUGACACUAACGGGUAACCCCAUUAUAAAGAAUGUGAAGAAUUACAGGAAGACUUUGACAGUAACUCUGAAAAGUCUGACCUACCUGGAUGAUCGUCCAGUGUUUCCUAAAGACCGUGCUUGUGCUGAAGCCUGGGCUGCUGGGGGUGUGCAGGCUGAGAGGAAAGAGAGAGAAGCCUGGGCAGAAAGGGAGAGGAAGAAGAUACAGGAUGGUAUUGAUUAUAUGAUGGAUUUACGAAGAAAGGGGAUAGCAAAGAAAUUGGAGCGUGAACUGAAUGAAGAGCGUGAGAAAGAGGGCAAAGAAGGGAAGGUGGAAGUGGAUGUGGAUUCUGUGGACUGGUUGUAUGGGACAUAUAAAACCAAGGAUGGCCAACAGCGGACGUUUGAGUCAGCUUACAACUUGAAACGAGACUCUGAAUCCGAGGAUGUGGAGGAAAAUCCUGGUCAGAAAACAUCUGACCGAGAAGAAAUUCCAUUCAUUAAACCGAAAGAGGAGGCAGAAGGAAUAUUCUCUUCACAGAAAACUCAAAGAAAUCAGUCAGAGAUAUCCUCCAGAGUGUUGAUUACAGAAGUACCAGAUGAAUCAGACCGAAGGCAAGAUGAAGACUUAGAUGAUUUACCUGACCUAGAGGAUGUCGAUGUAACAGUUCAGCCGGUGACAGAGCAGGAGCCGUCUGUCAUGAGGCCUGCUUACAAACCAAAGAUUGAGAUCCUGUCAGAUGAUGAAGAACUAACUCCUAGCAGUUUCCUGAAGAAGUGUGGUGUGAGUAUAGAAGAUAUCACACCUGAAACCAGUUCGGAAACCUUAACCGCCAAUUCUGACACAUGUCUGACAACAUCAGCCCCCAGUGAGCAGGCUGUACCGCUGGUAGGACCAGAAGAUGUGGAACUCAGCACGGUGAACACUGCACCAGCAGCCACUACUCUAGAAACACCAGAAUCUUAUGACACUGUUCAGCAGCGACACUCUGCAGGUCUUCUUGAAGACAUGCAUAAAGUGACAAGCUCAAAAAUAUCAAAGACAGGAAAGCUAGAAUAUGGCCCAAAUCAAGAUGAUGAAAACUCAUGGGAAGAAAGAACUAAAGAGCAGAAAAUAUGGGACUUGGCUAAAAAUAUUGGUGUCAGUAAAGACAAAGGAGAUAUAAACGUGGAGUUUGACCAACUGGAUUAACUAAAUGUCUUUCUCCAUUUUUCAUAUUUCUCCUCACUAAAUCAGCCAUUUUCAGUGUAGAUACAUCACAGAUCAGCCAGCUGUAUGAUACAGGAUUCAUUCUGUCUUCAUGAGCUGUGAAAUCAACAACUUGUCAUAUAAUCACAUAUAUUCAUUGAUGUUUACAAUGUAUGUUUUAUCAUCUUCAGAAAUAUAUUUAAUGAAGUUCUCAUUUGUUUGGGGUGAAACAUUCAUAAAAUCCAUUUGUCCACCAAAUAUGUUGUCCAUUAAGAACAGACGAAAAUAUUUCUUCCUGCCUUUCUUCAUGGUCCCAUGAAUUUCCAUGAUUCUAGGUUUCCCAUGAGGCACAUGAAGCAUGUACAACUUUGUGGUCAUCGUAACUUGUGAUGUGUGUAUUGUACGAAGUUCUGUCUGACCAACAGUCGUAGUUCUCCUUGAAACUCUACAUACUCCAGUCUUCUCCACUCACGAAACAGACCUCAGUAUUAUAAGGGAAAUAUUCUGAGUACAAUCUUCAAUCCAAAUCAAAUAUGAAUUGUUCCCCUCAGUAUGUGAGGG
Liolophura sinensis is the source of this 2643-nucleotide messenger RNA. RefSeq names its product dynein axonemal assembly factor 1-like. NCBI's taxonomy places the organism in Eukaryota, Metazoa, Mollusca, Polyplacophora, Chitonida, Chitonidae. The transcript is spliced from 15 exons. Gene Ontology annotation, biological process: axoneme assembly. Gene Ontology annotation, molecular function: protein binding; dynein complex binding. The record is from RefSeq and is a predicted model, not a curated record. Gene Ontology annotation, cellular component: axoneme. Bases 148 to 2085 code for a protein of 645 amino acids.